Messenger RNA from Fusarium musae, 423 nucleotides. RefSeq lists its product as uncharacterized. Gene Ontology annotation, biological process: proteasome assembly. The record is from RefSeq and is a predicted model, not a curated record. The coding region runs from base 1 to 423 and encodes 140 amino acids. Lineage: Eukaryota; Fungi; Ascomycota; Sordariomycetes; Hypocreales; Nectriaceae. The transcript has 2 exons.
AUGGCUACAGACGUAAUCGAGCUCUCUGUACCCCUCCCCCGCUCUCUAGACACCCGCAUCUACCUCCGCCUUUCCACCAAAGCAAAGUCCAUUGUGCUAUUCCUCACAACAGCAACACAAGACGAGCUCGCCACUCCUGUCUCUAUGGGCUCUUUUGUCUACGCUCUGCCCAACCGGCUUGACCAGGCACAGCCAUUAUCUACCACGCUCUAUUCUUCAGAGGCGUCAUUGGAGUUUACAACACGCUUGGCGAAGCUUUUGGCUCGGAAAUCACAGCUCCCGGUGUACGUCACUAACUCGAUUAGUUUUGCUAAUGCGGGUAUGGGAGGCACGGUGGAAGAGGAGAUGGAGGCCUUCAAGACCAUUGUUCAGGUUGUGUCAGAGAGGCUACAGCUAUCGGGCCCCAAGCCAACGGCGGCCUGA